GCUCUUAUGUGCGCAGGCGCAUUGAAGCAGUGCGAGAAAAUGGCAGACGUCUCUUUGGAUGAAGUAAUACGACAGCGCGGUAUUAACCUCAAGGCUCCAGCUAAAAGACCGAUGUUUGGACGGGGGGCAGGGGGGGCCGGGGGGGCCGGGAAGGCCUUCGAUGCCCGGCAGAGGAUAGGAGCCAACGACGUGAGGCAGAGGCUCGGAGGAGCAGGAGGAAGUGGAGGAGCAGGGUUUCAAGUGAAGGAUGCCAGAGAGAUGCUGGGCCAGAAAGACGCCCGCUUCAAAAUCCGAGGCAAAGGAGGACCAGGAGGAGGAGGACCAGGGGGAGGAGGAGGAGGAGGAAUGAAGGACGCUCGUCAGAUGAUCAACUCACGCAAAGAGGGGCAGAUCCAGUUCAGCGUCCCUGUUCAGACCACGCAAAAGACAGCAGUUACACACCAGCUACAGAGUCACACACACGUGCCACAGAUACAGAUACACGCCAACAACCACCUCUCGGGUGUGAAUCUGAGGCAACUCACCCGUAAUGUACAAGGACUGAAUGUGAGGGGCGCAGCAGGAGCGCCGCAGCUGGGGAACAAUAAGAGAGUGAUGGACGCUCGUGAUAGGCUGAGCCUGAAGAGGAGCAUCGGAGGGACACAGACGCCGGGGAUGACGGCACCGCCCCUUAAAAUAACAAAGACCAUUCAGCAGCGACCGAUGGGGAUGUCUGGAGGAAUACGUACAGCUCCACAGCCCAUCUCAAACGAGCACGAUGGACUCUCCAGUAAACAGUCCGGUGCAUUGGGCUCCACAUUCUCCAUGUCCGCUCCGAUCACCAAGGUGGUGAAAAACGACGCGUACACAGCUCCACGUCCUCCCGUCCCCGUGGCUCCCACCCGGCCUAACACCAGCGCGGCUGCGGCCCGGUCCUCAGCUGCAGCCUUACAGCCCGUCUCCAGGACUCUGCAGCAGAGCACAGCGGGGCCCAGCACGCCAGCUCCGGCUCCCCCGCAGCCUGCGUUCAGCCCGCUGGAGGGGACAAAAAUAACGGUGAACAACCUGCACCCCCGGGUCACUGAGGAGGACAUCGUUGAGCUGUUCUGUGUGUGCGGGGCGUUGAAGCGAGCUCGGCUGGUGAAGCUGGGCAUGGCGGAGGUCGUGUUUGUACGUAAAGAGGACGCAGUGAGCGCGUACAGGAAGUACAACAACCGCUGCCUUGACGGUCAGCCAAUGAAGUGUAACCUUCAUAUUCAGGGAAACGUCAUCACUUCGGAUCAGCCCAUAUUACUGAGGCUCAGCGACACUCCAGGCACAGGCAGCGGUUCAAAGAAAGACGGUCUGCCCCCCUCCUUGUCUCGCCCCGCCGGUCAGCGAGCCUCCUCUCAGCCCACCCCCGAGGUGGACCCCCAGACCAUCCUCAAAGCCCUGUUCAAGUCCACCGCACAGUCCAGCUCCACCACCGAGCCGCCCAGCUCACAGGCCACCGCCUUCCGCAUCAAGAUAUAGCUCCCGUCUCGUGCGUUCAUAAACAUGUUACUGCAUUCUCAGUGUUCACAUACAAACCUUGAUUUCACAGAAGGCAGCCGCGUCGUCUCAUUCUCAACACAUUUUUACACGUUUGAUGGUAAAAUUCAUAAAAGGCAAACCUCUUGAUUUUUGUUUUUUUGGGGGUUUUUUGAAAAGUCAAAUUGUUCCUGAGACCAGUGAAGGUUAUUUUAAUGUGGUGGGGGAAACCAAAUGAAGCGGGCGCUUUCUUUAAGCUUCCUUUAAACUUGUUGUUUGAGUCGAUGGCGGCUGAUGAUGAGAAUUAAAUACUCAGUUUGAAUAGAAACAUUAACGCGUCCCUUCAAAGGAGAAGGGGAAACUUAGACACUCAUAUUUAAAGCCCUGAGCCUCCACACUGGUGUGUUCAGGUGUAGCUGUGGAUUCUCUGGCUGCACACAGACCAUAGAAACAUGAUACAGUAGAUGUAUGCAGUACGUAUGUGGUGGGAGAGCUCACCUCCAGAGCUCACCUGAAACACUGGUGUGAUUAAAUCAGGGACGGGACACAUGGACACCUUCUUUUCAGUGAACCAGCUGACAAACUAUCCAAUAAUGAUUUCUUACCUAAUCUGGUUUUCUGUGCUCUCUGUUUGUGACUGGUUUUACUUUGAGUCCAGGUUUUAAGCCGUACAUGUUGAAUCUUUCCUACAUUUAUUGUUCAGGACUGUAAAUGGCUUUCUCGGUCUGUCAGUGAAGAAGGAAGAAGAGCGAUCUGUCUGUGAAACGUGUCAUUAAACAUUUAGCUUUGUAA
Messenger RNA from Notolabrus celidotus (New Zealand spotty), 2280 nucleotides. RefSeq names its product polymerase (DNA-directed), delta interacting protein 3 (gene poldip3). Gene Ontology annotation, biological process: mRNA export from nucleus. NCBI's taxonomy places the organism in Eukaryota, Metazoa, Chordata, Actinopteri, Labriformes, Labridae. Gene Ontology annotation, cellular component: nucleus. The transcript has 10 exons. Gene Ontology annotation, molecular function: mRNA binding. Bases 7 to 1491 code for a protein of 494 amino acids. The record is from RefSeq and is a predicted model, not a curated record.